AUGAAGGCGCAGUCAACCAGCCUUCGAGUGAGGUUACCUGUGUUUUUGUUUGUCACACAGGUGAUCACUGUUGCCUUGUAUGCUGCCUUUGUCACCUACGAUGAGCAUGUGGAUGCCAGAUUUCAGACUAACAGGACUAACCACAUUGACAAUGCUGUGUACAGGGACUACCCUGUUUUUACACACAUACAGGUCAUGAUAUUCCUCGGCUUUGGGUGCCUGCUGGCGUUUUUUCGACUCUAUGGCUUUGGGGGGAUGGUUUUUAACUUCCUCGUGGCUACUUUUGCCAUUCAGUGGGCCAUUCUGGUGCAGGGCUACUUCCAGUUCAGCUACGAGGGUAAGAUCCACCUCGGAGUGAUCAACCUCAUAAAUGCAGAGUUUGCCUGUGCGGUGGUGUUGAUAUCGUUUGGGGCAGUGCUGGGGAAGACGAGCCCGUUGCAGCUGCUGGUCAUGGCUCUGCUAGAAGUGCCACUGUUUGCAGUCACAGAAUGGGCCGUGCUCAGGUAUCUGAAGAUCAACGAUGCAGGAGGCUCCAUUCUUAUUCACCUAUUUGCCUGUUAUUUUGGCUUGGGUGUCACUUUUGUACUGUACAGGCCUAGCCUAAAUAAAGGCCAUGCAAAAGAGAACACCAGCUACCAGUCUGAUAUCAUGUCUUUAAUUGGGACCUUGUUCCUCUGGGUGUUUUGGCCCUCGUUCAACUCAGCACUGACCCUGAAAGGAGACGACCAGCAUAGAGCCAUCCUCCACACCUUUAUCAGCCUCAGUGCCUCCACGCUCACAGCCUUUGCUCUCUCUGCCAUGCUGAAUAAAAAUGGUAAGAUUACCAUGGCCGAUAUUCAGAAUGUGACCCUGGCUGGAGGCGUGACAGUGGGGGCGUCUGUGGAUAUGAUGAUAUCGCCUGCAGCUGCAUACGCUCUGGGUAUGAUGGGCUGCAUUGCAUGCAUGCUGGGCUACAAGUUCUUGAGCCCCUUCCUUGCACGGCACUUCAGGAUCCAGGAUCAGUGUGGAAUACAUAAUUUGCAUGGUCUGACAGGACUUAUAUCCUGUGCUGCAGGGAUAUGUGCCAUACUGAUGGCUAAUGAGGAGGUGUAUGGCCCCAGCUUGUAUGAGAUAUUUUCCCACAGAGCACCAGUAGAGGGAGACCCUAAGCUGCAAGAGCUCCAGAUGUUGAUCCCAGGUUUACAGCCAGGGUUGGGGAGAACUGCCCAGGAACAGGCUCUCUUCCAGGUCGCAGCUGUGUUCUCCACCAUAGGAGUGUCAGCGCUGGGAGGCAUCCUCACAGGCUUUGUCUUGAAGCUGCCAUUUCUCGCACCACCAUCCGAUGAUUUAUGUUUUGAUGAUAAGCUGUUUUUUGAUGUUCCUCUGGACUAUGAUUCACCACUUAAAGUCUAUAAUACAAUUACAACAGAUGAUUCUGCUGCCUGA
This is a messenger RNA of Cottoperca gobio, 1425 nucleotides long. RefSeq names its product Rh50-like protein (gene rh50). The record is from RefSeq and is a predicted model, not a curated record. NCBI's taxonomy places the organism in Eukaryota, Metazoa, Chordata, Actinopteri, Perciformes, Bovichtidae. The coding region runs from base 1 to 1425 and encodes 474 amino acids. The transcript has a single exon. Gene Ontology annotation, molecular function: ammonium channel activity. Gene Ontology annotation, cellular component: plasma membrane. Gene Ontology annotation, biological process: ammonium homeostasis; ammonium transmembrane transport.